Molecule: messenger RNA, 1309 nt
Organism: Lottia gigantea (owl limpet)
Lineage: Eukaryota; Metazoa; Mollusca; Gastropoda; Lottiidae
Exons: 6
Coding region: 98-943 (281 amino acids)
Biological process (GO): translation
Cellular component (GO): ribosome; mitochondrial large ribosomal subunit
Molecular function (GO): structural constituent of ribosome
Source: RefSeq, a predicted model, not a curated record
UAGAAUAUUGACAUGUGCGACAAAAUCAUCGAAAUUCUUGCAGCAUAAUGCCCCAAUUAAGAUUCUACAAUGUAGAUGUAAAACAUUACGUGGUCUUAUGCCAAAAAGAUUGUCUUUAAAACCUGAAGAAGUAGAAAAGUACAGAAAAUCAAAGUUAAUAGAUCACCCAGAUGUCCCAGUAGCAGAAAAAACGCAACGUGAAACAGUUCCAGCAGAUUACAGAUUUGUGUUUCCUGAAUUUUUACCUGAUCCUGAGUAUGACAGACGAGAUCGUGUCCGGGAGAGAUUGGAACGUGAUGAUAUGUACAGGAGGAGAAUGGUCAUAGAAAUACCAGAGUUUUAUGUUGGUUCUAUUAUGGCUGUAACUAUAGCAGAUGAACAAACACCUUCUAAAGAAAGUAGAUUUGUUGGUAUAUGUAUUGAUAGAGGUGGAAUUGGACUAAGAGCUUUCUUUAUUUUAAGGAAUGUUGUUGAUGGACUAGGUGUAGAAAUAAUGUAUGAAAUGUAUGAUCCGACUGUUUUAUCAAUAGAAACAUUACUGCUAGAGAAAAGAUUAGACAAUCAUCUAUACUAUUUGCGUGAUGCUCCCCCAGAAUAUAGCACAUUUUCAUUUGAUACAGAAGCCAUCCCUAUACCAAAAGGAACAGCUAUACCAGUCAACCCACUGAAGGUGAAAUUAAAUCCACGGCCCUGGCUAGAGAGGUGGGAAAGACAGGACUUAAAAGGGAUCCAGGAGUUGAAUUUACCACAGAAAUUCUAUGAUAGAGCUGAAAUUCAUGCUGAAAAACCAUGGCAGAAACAUGAUUUAAUGAAACAAUAUAGAAGCAAUAUAAAUGCUGAUGAUACAGAACAAGUAAUGAAAGAAGUGCAUCAACGUAAGAAGGCUAUUGACAGAGAAAAUACCAGGCGUAGAAAAGAGGCUAUAUUUAAAAAUAAAAAGUAACUGGACUAUUAGAGUUUAAAUAAUGUUUAAUGAGAGUGGGACAUCAAGAGUUAAAGAUUGCUGUGUCAUCACUUUUAUAUUGCUUUAAUACAUAAAAUAAAGUCAUUUAUAAGCUUGGUUAUUAUACUGUAUAAAAAAUCAAAAUAGCAUACCUAUCAUUACUUAUGUUUGAUUGAGAAUGCCUCCAUUUUGGAAAGAUGAAAAUCAUAGCAUCAAUGUCUUAAUAUCCAAAUUCUGUUUGAUCUGUUUUGACCUAUAUAUGUAUGGAAGGGGAUAAAAAGUGACAAAAGAAUGAUGUAAACCAAUGUUUGUACCUGUAAAUUGUAGUUAUCUCCAUUGCAGUAAAAAAUAAACUAAAGGGAUAAU